CAAUUACUGUUAUACAAGCUUUCAGAUCUUGAAAAUAUAUGGGAUAAGAUUCAAUCUCAUUCUUCAAAAAGACAACAGUGGAUCACUGAUCUGGAUAAUCAGUUUCGAAAUAUUGAAACAGAUAGAAUGAAAAAGAUCCGAGAGGUUUUUACACGCUAUGGGAAAGAAAUUAACAAAAUAUCUUAUCUAGCAAAGUCUGAUAUCCAACGACUGAUGGAUAAAGAAUCACAGAUGAUCAACCAGAUAAUGCUGACUAAUCGCAGGUCAUAUGCAGACUUGUAUGUUCGCCUAAUUACUGCAGAUAUUGAAAGAGAAAAGAAUCAGAGAAUUUACUGGAGCAGAAGAGUUGAUGAGUGGAAAUCUCUACUUUGUAAAAUAGCAGUUGAGAACUUCAAAGAAUUCAUGCAAUCACCUGAAGUGAUGAAUCCUUCCUCUAUAGAAGCUAUAAAGACUGAAAUGUUACAAAAUUUAAACCUACUGAAUUCGCAACGGCUUGGCCUGAUAAAAUCUCUUAAUGACAUGAAACCACCUAACUCCACCAAGUCAGCUGUUUAUAAAUGGCGAACUGACAUCACAACUAUGACAGAACAACUGGAUUCUUUAUCUUUGGUAUACACUGCCAAACUUCAUGAUGCCUAUGAGAAAGUUUGUAGCAAAUGUCUUGAUGAAAUGGAACAUGUUAAGAGUCAGCUGAUAGAAUCAGGUCUUUGUUCAAGCCAUCGUGCAGCCCAGGUUGUUGAUGAAUAUAUGUUACCACUUAUUGGGGAACAGCAGAGGACAUUUGAGGAGAAUGUAGCAUCAAUAGAGAAAUCAGUAGAAGAACAGAACAGCAAGAUGAUUGUAGAGGUCAACGCUCUGUUUAAGUACAUUCAAGGAGUAGCACAUUUAUGGGAUCUACAUGAGAUUGGAUUAGCUAAGCAAGAAAGAGCUUUACAAGAAAAAUUGGAGCUGUGCCGUCAAAAACAUGAUCAGAGCAACCAGGAGAAAGAAGCUCAUCUUGACAUUGUUAUGGACAGGAUGAGACAAGAUGCUUCAGAGAUAGCACUUAAAGACAGUCUAGUAAAAGCUCUCACAAUGCUAGAAAAAAUCAGAGAAUCGUAAGUGUUAUUGCUUGAUAAUUU
Messenger RNA from Physella acuta, 1121 nucleotides. Its product is annotated as coiled-coil domain-containing protein 180-like. The record is from RefSeq and is a predicted model, not a curated record. Lineage: Eukaryota; Metazoa; Mollusca; Gastropoda; Physidae.